Molecule: messenger RNA, 204 nt
Organism: Parastagonospora nodorum SN15
Lineage: Eukaryota; Fungi; Ascomycota; Dothideomycetes; Pleosporales; Phaeosphaeriaceae
Exons: 2
Coding region: 1-204 (67 amino acids)
Source: RefSeq, a predicted model, not a curated record
AUGGCGCAGUCGUUCCUCAGAGAGUCCAACAUGUCAUCCAAGACAUUGUCUACCUGCUGCGCACGGGAUCCGUGCUUGUCGGCGAUUGAAGUGCUUAUCGCCAGAAUGUACCAACGCUGUCGCAUCACGCCUCUUGCGGCGCGACCGUGGACUCCGCGACAAGAUGAUCGACCGACCAACACAUUGGCACCACCAGUUCUGUGA